GUUUGUACGGCUACGAUGUUUCUUGACGUUCAGGCUUGCAUGGAGAUUACUGACGUUCCAAGCACGUUUUUCGGCCUGAUGAUGGGGAGGAUGGGGCGAGGGUCAAGUCGUGGAGGGCAUUUCGAUUGUAUGGAAAAUCUCGCUUCUCUCUCAUCAGUUCAUCUCUAUCAGCCGAUGAGUGGUGAGAAGAUCGGACUCUUUUACGAAAUAAUAUCACGUGGUUUCGACAGUUACACAAUGCCAACCCAAAUCCAGACCUACAUGGUAGAUUAUCGCUUGGAUAGUUAUCUCGACGAUGACCUAUUACGAGCAUUAGUGAUUCAACCGCUCCAGAAGGUGUUCAAAUCAAAACUGAUCGAGAUCAGUGUUCGGCAUCGGCCACAAGAUUUUUCCAAAAGCUUUUGCCUCGAGGGCGACGAAAUCGAUGUGUCAAUUUGGAUCAAACUGUACAACAAACAUCUGCCCAAGGACCAGCAUGUUCUUCUCACCCUCACAGUGGAGCUUCCUCGUGAGAUUGAAGAAAGCAUUAUCCUCGAAGAUGGCUUUAGUCUAGAGGAGGCUUUGAAGACAUCUUUGACUACCAACUUUCCGGAAACCUCCGGCUCUUUCUUCCCCGCCAUUAAGAGAACGUUGAAGGACUCUCCCUAUUUGAGAUCAUCGGACAACCGCUUGAUGGAGUACAAAUACGAAAAAGUCUUGUUCAGUGACCAGUCUCCAUAUCAGUUCGUUCAAAUUGUGCAGACCCUCGAUUUUGGGCCACUACUUAUUCUGGAUGGAUAUGCAAAUUAUGCGGAGUCUGACAAGGAAACUUACACACAUAUGCUUAUGAACCUUCCUCAUGAAGAUUAUAGUGGCAAAGAAGUGCUGAUACUUGGUGGAGGCGAUGGUGCUCUCAUUCAGGAACUUUUUGCGUUGGAGAACCCUCCAUCCUUCGUGACAAUGGUGGACAUUGACGCCAUGGUCAUGGAUGCCUGCAACCAAUUCAUGCCUAACGUGUGUGGAAAAUUCUUGGACCGAUCAAAUUGGGAAGGCCCCAAUCACAAAAUCAUUGCUGGCGAUGCUAUUGCUUUCAUGAAGGAAUGUUUAAGUGGCCCCAAAAAGUUUGACUUUAUCUUCGGCGAUCUCACUGAUACACCCGUGUCGACCACUCCGAGAGACGAGUCAGUGUGGGCCUUUUUGAAGAUGAUCCUGGAUAUGGGUGUGAACCUCUUGAAGCCGAACACUGGGAAAUAUCUGACGCAUUGCAACGGGAUCUGUGUCCCUCAAUCCUUGGAGGCUUACGAGAAAGUACUCGCCAAUCUGGCAGGUGGUUCGUGCACAUUCACCAAAACCACCCGUUACGUGAACUCGUUCUAUGAAACAUGGACCUACUAUCAAAUUAUUAGGAAUGAGAAAUAAAACAAGAGAAUGUGGUUCUGGCUUUGGAAUAAUUUAGAGGGCUUCUAGAGCAAUCUAAUCCACAGCUUGCAACUCAUGUCUCGCAUGUUCUUUGAAA
Tigriopus californicus is the source of this 1495-nucleotide messenger RNA. RefSeq names its product spermine synthase-like. The transcript has 5 exons. The record is from RefSeq and is a predicted model, not a curated record. Gene Ontology annotation, biological process: spermine biosynthetic process. Bases 16 to 1398 code for a protein of 460 amino acids. NCBI's taxonomy places the organism in Eukaryota, Metazoa, Arthropoda, Copepoda, Harpacticoida, Harpacticidae. Gene Ontology annotation, molecular function: spermine synthase activity.